Molecule: messenger RNA, 1042 nt
Organism: Raphanus sativus (radish)
Lineage: Eukaryota; Viridiplantae; Streptophyta; Magnoliopsida; Brassicales; Brassicaceae
Exons: 5
Coding region: 35-880 (281 amino acids)
Biological process (GO): protein refolding
Cellular component (GO): cytoplasm
Source: RefSeq, a predicted model, not a curated record
ACAUUCAUUCGAUCCAUCGAGACAAACUACAGUUAUGUAUGCCGCAACAUCUUCGGUUCUGUCUCCAACACCACAAAGUCUCUUCCUUUCCUCUCAUCUUCCUCAAAUCCAGUUCCUUUAUCGGAUUAAAUUUCUGGGUUUUCCCGUAACGAAUCGGUGCUAUGGCGGCGGCGGUUCGUUCUAUAACCGAAGGAGCUGCGAUGAAAGACGACGACAGAGGAAUCGAAUCAUGGUGCCGAGAGCUAGAGCCUCUCCUUACGAGGUUCUUGGCGUCUCUCCAUCAGCUACUCCUCAAGAUAUAAAGAGGGCUUACCGCAAACUUGCUCUCAAGUAUCACCCUGAUGUUAAUAAAGAGGCAAAUGCGCAGGAGAAGUUUCUGAGGAUAAAGCAUGCGUACACCACUUUGAUUAACUCUGAUUCACGGCGUAAGUACGGUUCAGAUACUCGUGCGUCGUCUGGUUACUCUACGGGUCAACAAACAAGCCGGAAAAGCAAUAGUCAAGUCGAGGAAGAUUUCUACGGACUUGGUGAAUUCGUGAAGGAUGUUCAAAUAACAAUCGGGGAUUUCUUCAAAGAUCUUCAAGAAGAGUUCAAGAACUGGGAAGCAAGUGCGUCUUCACAAGGAAAACCUAAAAGUCUUUGGGAAGAACUAGCGGAAAUUGGGGAAGAGUUUGUGGAGUUCCUUGAGAAAGAACUAAACAUAACCGAUGAAGAGGAUGAUGGAUCAAGCAAAAAAGGAGAAAGAUUUGAUUUUGAUGAACGCUCCUCAACGGGGAAAUCACCAGGGAAUAGUAGUAGCACGAAGAACAGUAUAGAAGACAAUAUUGAUGAGAUCGAAGCAACGCUAGCUCAGUUGAAAAAAGAUCUUGGCUUGCAAUAAUAAACAAUCUCGAAUAUUGCAGUGAAACGUCCUCUUCUUAGCUUGGUUUAGAUAUUCUCAUGUUUCUUUCAAGCCAUUAAAGAUUUUGUCUCUAAAAGUGUUGAGAACGUGUAUAUCUUAUAGAAUAUUUGUUUCAUGAAAGCAAUAGUGUUUUGUAUAGAA